CAUUUUCCGACCCAUUCCACGAAACAUACAUCUCAUCUUAUGUAAACAACCAGUAUAAUUCUCACAGAUGCAAGUGGUUUGGGAAGCAGAUACUGCAGCUUUUGCCAGUCGAAAGCGAGCGGCCAGGGCGUGUGCAAAGUGUCGCGCCGCAAAGAAACGUUGCCACCAUACCUUUCAGAGGGAUCCUGAUCAACAAGCCGACACAGAUGGCCUCGAGCGUGUACUCCCCAAUCUAACCCACAAGGAACCGAUUCGAUUUGUGGGCGACCUCAAUCCUGAGUCGAUCCUGACAGACCUAUCUUCGAGGCCAGAUGGAGCGAAAAGAAUCAGUCGAAUAGGAACUUGGGUCGAACAGUCGCGACAUGCUCGAGAUGGACUUCCGGCUGAAGACCUUGGACCUGUUACCAAGGCAGGAGAGAAGACCCCGAUCAAUGUGGAAAAGUACGGCAAGGUUGAAGGGGGUCGGAGGGUCUUGACCGGCCACCAGCGCAACUAUUUACAAGCAGUUGGGGCUUUCCGUGUCCUCCCCAAGGCCACACAAGAUGCUUUGGUCUCGACUUACAUUGCUUGCAUUGACGGCAUUCUUCCCAUCAUAGACGGCAUCAAACUCCUAAAGGACUAUACCGACGGAAAAUGUUCGAUCUUUCUGCUGCAGGCUAUCUGCCUAGUCACCUGCAAGACCGAAGAGGCAGCGUCUUAUCUUCGUUUAUACGACGAUGGACCUUUGCUCGACCCGAUUCCAUUUGCAAGGAGCCUCCAUACUGGCCUCGACGCAGCCAUGAAGGCUGACCUCGAGCCAGAUCGUGUCACCAAGAUUCAGAUUUUGACUCUGAUGCAUCUACACAACGAUGGUCCGGGAGGGAUUGAGGAGUCCUCGUUGCAUCUGUCACAGGCUAUCCACGACGCAUGGACAGCAGGCCUUCAUAUUCACACUCCUGGACGGACCGUCAAAGAUUCUUCAAGCAUGCUUUGGUGGACCAUUUGGACACUGGAUAAGAUCAAUGCAUGCGUGGGAGGUAGGCCGAUCAUGAUUGCGAAUCGUGACAUCGAUAUUGAGCGACCCAAUGUUGAGGCCGAGCCAAAAAGUGUAGUUAUUGCUGCAUGGCUCCGUUUAGGGGAUCUCUUGGAUAAAGUGAUUGAGUUCUACAGACCCACGGCAGACCCCAACUCGACUGGCUGGGAAACCGAAUUUCCAACGUAUCAAUCUAUCGUCGAGGGGAUCGAACUCGACCUGCUGCCCCGUGCAGAUAACAAUAUUCUCGAGAUUUCCUACAAUGUCAUUGCCAUCCUCAGCUGUCGAACUGGUGGGCCCACGACAGCGUCAUACGCCCGGAGAAUAGGAGCCUCGGAUCGGAUACAGCAACUUAUCUCCAACGGAGGCCAUACUGGCAUGGCGCCAAUCCCGCUAAUCCCUUAUGCCGUUGGGCUCUCCCUUACAGUAGCAUACCGCGGUCUCCGAGAUAACUACCUAGAUGCCGAGCGUGCACAGGCAGACCUGGCGACACGAUGUGAAACCCUCGAAAAACUCAGUACGUACUGGUGGACAGCAGAUGCAUUGGCACGGCUGGGGAGAAAAGCGCUUAAAAGUUUGCAACAGCCCGGGGUGCAGAAACAUGCAAUUGGAAGCAUUGCCAAUGCACUGGAGGCUGAGACUUCGCCAUGCAAGUUUGGACCCUUUGAACAAAAGAUCAAGCAGGUUGUACCUCAAGCGACGGUGAAGAGCCGUCAGGUGAACGGUAACGCUCUCCACGUUCUGUCACACGCCGCUGCUACGCACUCGAACCCGACAGGUGCAACACCACGGCCCAGCCCCUUGUCAAGUUCGGUGUCGACCCUGAGCACUCGGCCAGAGAUGCCUACCCCACCAGCAGUUCGGAUGGUCCUUGCUUCGUCGUCCAAUAAGCCUUUCCCAACUGAUGGAGGACCACUGGAUAUGAGCGUCUACGACAACUUCAACAACCUGGACAACCUUUUCGACGGCUUCUUUGAUCUCUCCAUGCCUACCAUCUUCCAGGACCCCUUGUUUGACGGCGAUACCUUUAUCAAUGCAAAUGUGGACUUUGGGAUUGGUGGGAUGAUGAACGAAAAUGCCGACAGCAUGGGCUUUGGUCCACACAGUUCGAAUGCCGGUGGCUUCUACAAUGGUGUCUAUCCUGACAUGGGACUCGGCGGAAGAGAGCAUUGACAGGAUGAUGGGCGUUGAGGUCAGAUGAGGCUUAGGUACAUGGCAUACACGUGAUUCAUCUGGUUUAGGGAAAGCGCAGCGAUGGAGUUGAGAGAUAGGGGUUCCAUGAUUUUGAUGCUGAAGAUGGUUACAGAAUUCACACCGAUUGGCAAGUAAAUAGCGAGUUUCUAGCCGGCAGUUGAGCCUACGGAAAGGAAGAGGUGAGCGACCGUCCCAGUUAUGAGGUGGACAAUGGACAUGGAUCCCUGAGCAGGUGCAGUUGAACAUACAUACAUUGUGACUUAUUAUCAUAAUGAUUUUCUCAUUACACAUACGAAACAUGAUGACAUCCCUUGGAACUGUUGAAGACAUAAUGCUCUCAACUUCACACUCGUGCAUGCGUAGUGG
Exophiala mesophila is the source of this 2572-nucleotide messenger RNA. RefSeq lists its product as uncharacterized. The coding region runs from base 68 to 2185 and encodes 705 amino acids. The record is from RefSeq and is a predicted model, not a curated record. NCBI's taxonomy places the organism in Eukaryota, Fungi, Ascomycota, Eurotiomycetes, Chaetothyriales, Herpotrichiellaceae. Gene Ontology annotation, molecular function: zinc ion binding; DNA binding. Gene Ontology annotation, biological process: DNA-templated transcription. The transcript has 2 exons.